AUGAACCGGGCAUUUAACAGGAAAAAAGAUAAAUCAUGGAUGCAUACUCCCGAGGCCCUGGCCAAGCAUUUCAUAGCCUACAAUGCAAAGUUUCUCGGCAAUACUGAGGUAGAUCAACCCAAAGGCACAGAAGUUGUAAGGGAUGCAGUCAGAAAGCUCAAGUUUCAAAGACACAUCAAGAAAUCAGAGGGACAGAAGACUCCAAAAGUGGAAUUACAAAUCUCUAUCUAUGGGGUGAAAAUACUAGAUCCCAAGACGAAGGAAAUACAGCACAAUUGCCAGUUGCAUCGGAUAUCCUUCUGUGCAGAUGAUAAAACAGACAAAAGGAUAUUCACAUUCAUCUGUAAAGAUUCAGAGUCCAACAAACAUCUCUGCUAUGUGUUUGACAGUGAAAAAUGUGCAGAGGAGAUAACGCUUACCAUCGGCCAAGCAUUCGACCUGGCGUACAAAAAGUUCUUGGAGUCGGGAGGAAAAGACGUGGAGACACGGAAACAGAUUGGAGGACUGCAGAAAAGAAUUCUGGAGCUUGAAACAGAAAAUUCUGAGUUGAAGAAACAGUUACAAGCCCUGGAGGAGCAACUGAUGCUUGCUCAAGUUUCGCCUGGAGGAAGCAUGUCCCCCAAGGCUCCAACUGACAUUUUUGAUAUGGUCCCAUUCUCUCCUGUGACACCCCUCAUACCAGUCCCAGCCAGUAAUGGCUCUCCACCACCUCCUCCAGCAAGGGUUGCAGACACACGGAAAGACCUGUUCGGCGCUGAACCUUUCGAUCCAUUCAUCUGCGGUGCGGCUGACUUCCCGCCUGACAUCCAGUCCCGGCUGGACGAGAUGCAGGAGGGGUUCAAUAUGGGACUAACUGUAGAGGGCGCAGUGUUCUCCCUUGAUCCAUUAGAUGGUCGCUGCUGA
This is a messenger RNA of Chanos chanos (milkfish), 903 nucleotides long. It is a transcript of the gene gulp1a, whose product is annotated as GULP PTB domain containing engulfment adaptor 1a. The transcript has 10 exons. Lineage: Eukaryota; Metazoa; Chordata; Actinopteri; Gonorynchiformes; Chanidae. The coding region runs from base 1 to 903 and encodes 300 amino acids. The record is from RefSeq and is a predicted model, not a curated record.